AUGUCCAUGCUGCCCACCUUCGGCUUCACGCAGGAGCAAGUGGCGUGCGUGUGCGAGGUGCUGCAGCAGGGCGGCAACAUCGAGCGGCUGGGCCGCUUCCUGUGGUCGCUGCCCGCCUGCGAGCACCUCCACAAGAAUGAAAGCGUGCUCAAGGCCAAGGCGGUGGUGGCCUUCCACCGCGGCAACUUCCGGGAGCUCUACAAGAUCCUGGAGAGCCACCAGUUCUCGCCGCACAACCACGCCAAGCUGCAGCAGCUGUGGCUCAAGGCGCACUACAUCGAGGCGGAGAAGCUGCGCGGCCGGCCCCUGGGCGCAGUGGGCAAGUACCGCGUGCGCCGCAAGUUCCCGCUGCCGCGCUCCAUCUGGGACGGCGAGGAGACCAGCUACUGCUUCAAGGAGAAGAGUCGCAGCGUGCUGCGCGAGUGGUACGCGCACAACCCCUACCCCUCGCCGCGUGAGAAGCGCGAGCUGGCGGAGGCCACGGGCCUCACCACCACGCAGGUCAGCAACUGGUUCAAGAACCGGCGGCAGCGCGACCGGGCAGCCGAGGCCAAAGAAAGGUACGAGGAGAACAGCGAGAACGCCAACUCCAACAGCCACAACCCGCUGGCCGCGACGCUGAACGGCAGCGGCAAGUCGGUGCUAGGCAGCUCGGAGGACGAGAAGACGCCGUCGGGGACGCCGGACCAUUCGUCGUCCAGCCCCGCGCUGCUGCUCAGCCCGCCGCCGCCCCCUGGCCUGCCGCCCCUGCACAGCCUGGGCCACCCUCCCGGCCCCAGCGCCGUGCCGGUGCCCGUACCGGGCGGAGGCGGUGCCGACCCACUGCAGCACCACCACGGUCUGCAGGACUCCAUCCUCAACCCCAUGUCGGCCAACCUCGUGGACCUGGGGUCCUAGAGCCCCGCCUGUCUGGACGCGCUCGUCCUACGGGCUUGGCGCCGGGGACCCGAGAGACGGCGUCGGGAUGGCACCCUGCGGCCGGCGGGCCCCACCAGGUACUGAAAGACCCGGCGCGCAGCGCGGGCGCAACCGCCGGCCCAGGCAGGGCGGAUGGCUCUUUGUUUGAUCUUUGUCUGGGAUUUAUUUUCAACAAGUUGCUUCUGCGGUCGUUUGGAGGCCUGGGACCGGGCCUUGAACCAGGGAAGGGAAUAAAUUAUACACCAUUCUCACACUCUCUCCCUACCUUCUCACCCCUUCUUUCCUCUUCCCGGUCCCUUCCCUUCCUUGCUCUCAUUUCCAGUGCCUUUCCCUUCCUUCUCUCUUGUCCCUUUCUCCUUCCCCCGUUCCUCUCUAUAUUUCUGGCUGGUCACCUCUCGCUAAGUUUCCGUUUCUCUUUUUCCCCGUUUUUCCGGUUCUCCUCUACCAGCCUCUCGCACUCCUGGGUCUGUACCCCAAAGCCUCUCUCCUCCUGCCUGGAUGUCGGUUUGUGCCCUCCUCUCCCACUUUCCCAGCCUAGAUGUAGGAGGGGGGAAGAGCAGAGGAACCCGGCCUUCUCCAGAGCUCCCGGCCACUGGGCGGCCUUCUCCAGAGCUCCCGGCCACUGGGCUUCGGCGGCCGCAGGUGUCAGCUGUGCGCCUAGUAACUUAAGUGAAAGAGAAAGGACCAGGGCGGUGCGGACGCCUCUGAACCUGCCCUUGCCGCUUGCCCCUCUCCUCUCUCGGUGAGGCCCGCCACACUCUCUCCCCUUCCUCCCGGGGACUGUGGCCACAGGGCCCCCGACAGAGUGUGCCUCCUGCGCCGCGGACUUGCCGUCUCCCUGUUACGCCCUCAUGUGAAUGUUCUUUGGGAAAUAUUUCUGCUUUUAUUUUAUAAUAAAAUUAGAAAUCAUAUA
This is a messenger RNA of Suricata suricatta (meerkat), 1831 nucleotides long. It is a transcript of the gene SIX2, whose product is annotated as SIX homeobox 2. The record is from RefSeq and is a predicted model, not a curated record. The coding region runs from base 1 to 897 and encodes 298 amino acids. NCBI's taxonomy places the organism in Eukaryota, Metazoa, Chordata, Mammalia, Carnivora, Herpestidae. Gene Ontology annotation, cellular component: nucleus; transcription regulator complex. Gene Ontology annotation, biological process: kidney development; regulation of transcription by RNA polymerase II. The transcript is spliced from 2 exons. Gene Ontology annotation, molecular function: RNA polymerase II cis-regulatory region sequence-specific DNA binding; DNA-binding transcription factor activity, RNA polymerase II-specific.